AUGUCAUCAGCGCAGAGCACGAAACGCAUAAUUCUCGAUGCUGCGCUCUUCUUUGCAUCGCAGGCGGCGGUGUACUACACGAUUCGGUGGAUAUGGGACGCAUAUGUGCAUCCGGCGGAUAAGGAGGGCGAUGUGAAGCGCGCGGAAGUACUCAAGCGGUUGGGUGCGAAGGGGCUGAAGCUCGAUGAAUACGAGAAGGCGAUAUCGAAGGAGGUGAUACAUCCCGACAACAUCAGCGUGCGGUUUGCAGACAUCGGCGGUCUCGACCCCAUCGUCAACUCCCUCCGCGAAUCCAUCAUCUACCCGCUCCUGUACCCCAACCUCUUCUCAUCCACCUCGUCCCUCCUCGGCGCGCCCAAAGGCGUGCUCCUGUACGGCCCGCCCGGGUGCGGCAAAACGAUGCUCGCGCGCGCACUCGCCAAGGAGAGCGGCGCGGCGUUCAUCAACGUGCCCGCGUCCGCGCUCGCGAACAAGUGGUUCGGGGAGAGCAACAAGCUCGUGGCGGGGCUGUUUAGUUUGGCGCGCAAGAUGCAGCCGUGUAUUAUUUUUAUUGAUGAGAUUGAUAGUUUUUUGAGGGAGAGGAGUCGGGAGGACCAUGAGGUGACGGGGAUGAUGAAGGCGGAGUUUAUGACGUCGUGGGAUGGCCUUCUCUCAGGCCCAGAUCGCAUUCUCGUCCUGGGCGCGACGAACCGCCCGACAGACAUCGACCCCGCUAUUCUUAGGCGAAUGCCUAAGCGCUUCGCUGUCGGCCUGCCCGACACCGAUCAGCGAUUCAAGAUCCUCUCUCUCAUGCUCAAAGACACGAAAGUCGACCCCGACUUCCCGCUCCGCCUGCUCGCGCAGCAGACCGUCGGCCACUCGGGCUCAGACCUCCGCGAGCUCUGCCGGAGCGCGGCGAUGGUGCCUGUGAGAGAGUGCAUGCGCCGGCUGGGGGACGAUGUCGAGGAGAUGGCGAAGGCGCAGUCCGAGGGCUUCGACAUCCGCCCGCUCUCGCUGGACGACUUCUACAACGCCGAGGGGUCCACGCUCGCUCCUCCGGACCCGGACGACGACGUGAUCCCCGUCCGGCAUAUCAGCGAGGUGCUCGCUGCUGAGCGGCGGCCUGUGCUGGAGCCUGUUGAUCCGGAGUAGAGGGAUUCUCGCUCUGGCGCCUUUUUUGCAGGACUGCUGCUUGUCCUUUUUUUUGCUUUUGACUUACUUAGAUUUCUGGGUGAUGGUGCUAGUAUCCGUAUAUUUGAUAUAAUGAUGGUUCAAGGACCAUGAUGACGCAGAGUCUGCCGUGGUGUUUG
This is a messenger RNA of Coniophora puteana RWD-64-598 SS2, 1289 nucleotides long. Its product is annotated as ATPase. The record is from RefSeq and is a predicted model, not a curated record. Gene Ontology annotation, cellular component: mitochondrial outer membrane. The coding region runs from base 1 to 1131 and encodes 376 amino acids. Lineage: Eukaryota; Fungi; Basidiomycota; Agaricomycetes; Boletales; Coniophoraceae. Gene Ontology annotation, molecular function: ATP hydrolysis activity; ATP binding. The transcript is spliced from 9 exons.